AUUGACGCAGAACUCGUUUCGCAGCCGCCAAAAUCAGAGGUAAUCGCGAACUUCGCUGCUGCUCACUCGUUGUUCCGUGCCUCACCUUUCCGUCAUCCUCGGUUUAGGCUGCGUUCAUCCAGCAAAGCUCCAUAGCUCUUCGUUGAUUUUCUGAAGCCCUUUUUUGCGACUACUAGCCCACUUCCUUGCUCCUUGCUCCGUUUUCUAACCCGUUGUCAUAGUCACUUUGAGAUCUCGGCCUUCGUUAGUCUCUAUGGCGGACAGCGACGAUGAGGGGCCUGUCUCCAACCCGCUUCCGCCGCCGCCGCGGCCGGCGGGAAAGAAAUCGCAGGAGCGAGCUCCGGAAUCCACGGGGGGAAAGGCGGCGGAAGCGGCGAAUCUGUCCAAUAAGGACUUUCGCCGGAUGGUGCUGGAGACUCCGAGGCGCGGGUCGCAGCCGACGGAGAAGAAAAACCAGGAGAAGAACAAAUACAAGCGGUUCAAUGACCCCAGUGCGACUCCUGGGUCCGAUGCCAGGCGCAAGUAUUAUGGCAAAGGAAAAGGGGAGGAUGGCGCCUCUGUGGGAGGUGACAGUAAGGAGGGCGAGGAGCCGCAGUACAGGGACAGGGCGAAGGAGAGGAGGGAGGAGGUGAAUCCGGAUUACAAGGAGUCUGCCGUGCCAAGCCACCUGGGGCAACUGAAUGCCGUGGCUCCCCCUGGCGUCGACCUAACAACCACUGACGCCCACAAGCUAGCCAUAGAAAAAUCCAAGUUUUUGGGAGGAGACGUGGAGCACACGCAUCUGGUGAAGGGGCUGGACUAUGCUUUGCUCAACAAAGUGCGCUCGGAAAUGAAGGGCCGGGGGGGCGCGGGGGGGGCGAAGGGAGGGGGCGAGGGCGAGGAGGGGGGUGAGGAGGGGGGAGCGGAGGACGAGGAGGACGCUGGUGCUGCCUCCGCUGCCGCAGCUGCUGCAGCUGGGAAGGCGAAGGGCAGAAAAGCACAAGAGAAAAUGCCAGUCUUCCGCUCUGCCCUCGCGCGCUCGGUCUUCGAGCAGAUAGUGCGCCCACUGCCGCCGAAGCCCAACGAGUUCUUUCUACCGGGCCGCACCUCCUUUGUGUUUGACAUGGAUGAUGAGUUCCGCAACGAGAUCCCCACGACCGUUCACCGCAGCAAGGCUGACUGCCCGCCUCCCCAGGACUUGGUAUCUGCGUCUUUGGAUGCCCCUGUGUUGGACAGAGUCACCCACAUCAUAUCAUACUUGCGACUGGGUUCAAAUGCCAAGGCUCACAAGAAGAAGAAAAAGGACAAGGACAGCAAUAGGGUCCUGGUGCAUGGUAUUCUUCCGCCCAAGCCCUCUCAGCCAUCGGCCGACCAACCUGUUGCUGCUGGUUCGGCCCAAGGCUUGGCGCCGACCGAAGCUGUGGCUGGGAAUGGUGGUGCUGGUGGUGUUGGGAAAGGCGGCACGGCAAACGGGACUGGCAGCAGCAGUGGACGGAGAAGCAGAAAGGAGGCAGCAGCUAAGGCAGAGGCAGCGAAAGCAGCAGCAGCAGCAGCAGCAGCGCGUAACGACAAGGAGGAGGACGAGGAUGAGGAUAUUUUUGCGGAUGUGGGAAGAGAUUACACGGUUACGACGAAGCCUACUGCACCUGCGGUUGACGUGGUCCCAGGGGCAGAAGGAGCAGCAGCAGCGACAGAAGCUGCUGUUGCUGCAAGUGGUUCCCGCCCUGCUUACUUCGACGUACCCAGCGGUAUCGCAGAAGCGGUUGCACAUGCUGCUGCUGCCGCCUCCGCUGCUGCUGCCGCUGCUGCGGGUGGUGGUGGUUCUGCUCCUGCAGUCCCCCUCCUCCUUCGCUGCUUCCUCCUCCACCCCCCCUUCCUGCUGCUGAUGACGCAGACAUGGACAUGGAUGAUGAGGAUGAUGGUGGAGGUGUCUUGCCGCCUCCUCCCGCUCCGCCACUCCCACAUGGCACGGUUGGGCCUGCCUACCCUCCCACUGAUGGCUCCUGGGAAGACUACCCGCCGCCUCCCCCUCUUCCUCCUCCCGGUGCCCCCCCCUCCCACACUCUCUGGCCCACCUCUCUCCCCCCCCUCCGGCCUCCCAACCCUCCACAUAUCCCUAUCACCAACAGUACCCCCCUCCUCCCCCUCCUCCUCACUAUCCCGGCCUGGUUCCACUUCCCCCUCCCCCUCCUUCUCUGCAACACUACCCGUAUGGGGGAGGGGAGGGAGGGUACCCACCCCCUCCUCCCCUUCCCUCGGGGGGUUACUCAGUCGCCCAUCCCCCUGUGCCUCCUGCUCCUGCUGCUCCCCCCUUUCCUCCUCCUCCUGACACCAUCCCUCUGGCAUCAACCGAAGUUGGUGCUACUGGCGCUUACCUGACAGAAGAGGAGAAAGGCAGGGGAUUGGCGUCAGUGUUUAAGAGAUUCACUCCCGAGGAAGAGGAGGCGAGGAGGAGGGAAGGGAGGGAGAAAGUGAGGGAGGGGAGGGAGAAGGUUAAGGAUCCAAAUGCACUGGGGGCGGGGGGGUACGAGGAAUGUUACCAGCGGGAAUAUGGGGCGAAUUUCGCCGGGGAGGUGGUGGAGAGUGACGAGGAAGAGGGGGAUGAGCUGGCGCGGAAAGUGGAAGAAGCAAGACAGUUGGCACAGGUGCAGGACAUGUUCACUGGUGAUAGUGAUGAUGACGAUGAGAACCCUGCUGAUGCAUCCAAGGGUACGGACCGAGACAGAGAGACUGCGGACAAGGGGGCUGGCAGCAGCAGGCGGGCGGGCGGGAGGGAGGGGGAGGGGAGGAAGGGGAAGAAGAAGGAGAAGGACCGGCAGCAGAAGCUGAACAACGAGCUGAAUCAGAUCAACAAGAUCAUUGAGAGGAAAAAGAGGGAGGCGGCAGGGGAGGUGGUGGGAGAAGAUGACGGGGAUGGGGAGUAUGGGGAUGAAGAUGGCGGGCCUUACAAGAAGUCCCGGUAUUAGCUAUCAUCAUGAGAGCAAUAGCGUCAGAGGGUCGAGUGUCUCUAAGUCACAGUGGGUGGCUGGCAGGUGGUCUGCAUUGAAGAGGAGUGGGUGGAGUUAGGGAAGGAAGAAGGGGAGGAAGUAGGAGAAGGACCGGCAGCAGAAGUGCUGAGCCAUGAGCUGAACCAAAUCAACAAGAUUAUUGAAGUCUAGUUUUGAGGCGCCUCAAAACAAGAAGGACCGGCAGCAGAAGCACUGAGCCAAAUCAACAAGAUUAUUGAAAGGAAGACAAGGGAGGCGGCAGGGGAGGCGGGGUAUGGGGAGGAGGGCAGUGGGCCUUAUAAGAAGUCCCGUUAUUGGCCAGAGUAUAUGAACAGGGCGGUGGCAGGGGAGGCGCGGGGGGAGGUGGCAGGGGAGGCGCGGGGGAGGCGGCAGGGGAAGUGGUGGGAGAGGAUGAUGAUGGGGGUGGGAAGAAUAGGGAGGAGGACGAUGGGCCUUAAAAGAAGUCCGGUUAUUCUCCACAUAACCAGACCAAGGCGAGGGAGGUGGUGGGGUGAUGACGAUUAUGGUGAUGAGGGGGGUAUGGGGAGAAGGACGGUGGGCCUUACAAGAAGAGGGAGUUGGCGGCUGGGGAGGUGGCGGCUGGGGAGGUGGCGGCUGGGGAGGUGGCGGCAGGGGAGGUGACAGCAGGGUAGGUGGCGGCAAGGUAGGUGGCGGCAGGGUAGGUGGCGGCAGGGGAGGUGGUGGGGGAUGAUGAUGGGGAUGAGGAGUAUGGGGGGAGGAUGGUGGGCUUAUAUGAAAUCCUUUCAUCUACUACCCUAUGUGACAGCAUGUAGAAGGUUGAGCAGCAUUGAGUGGUGUGGGUCCAAGUCUCACCAGCAACAGGUGGUUUGCAGAGGGAGGACGAGAGGAGCAAGGGGAGGAGGAAGGAGAAGGACCGGCAGGAAAAGCUGAGGGGAGGGUGAUGACUACGGUGAUGGGGAGUAUGGGGAGGACGACGAUGGGCCUUAUAAAGAGAAUUGUUACAAGUCUAGAAUCUAGAUGGUUCCGUGACGGAACUUCCAUGAUCCAUGGAAGCAGAUGGAGCAUCCACUGCAUGGGUUUUUGGCAGCAACCACCCUAAGAUUAUUACUGCUAUAACGACAUUGCUCUGGUAAAGGAGGAUACUGGCACAGUGCAGAGUGGCACGGUCUCCUGUGUUGGUUCAAUUCAAAGCUUGCAAAUUCUCUACC
This is a messenger RNA of Closterium sp. NIES-67, 4156 nucleotides long. NCBI's taxonomy places the organism in Eukaryota, Viridiplantae, Streptophyta, Zygnematophyceae, Desmidiales, Closteriaceae. The record is from the annotation of a GenBank genome assembly.